AUGUCGAACCUCUUUUCUGGCAUUAACGCUCGGUUCCGAGGUGGCUCAGCUAAGCCUUCUUCUGGCCCUCAAAAGAGCCCAACUGGUUCUACUGCCAGCCAGCCUCCCCCGCCAGAGCUGCCUACUCAAGGGAGCCAGUCUUCCUCAGCUAGUCUAGCUCCCAAGACCAUUGGCAUGGAUGACUCCAGCGGCGUCAUGAGCGGUGACGAACUAAUCUCUUCCUAUCAUCUUCCUCGACCUCUCCCUCUGUGGCUCAAUGCCCAAUAUGCUAAGCACAUAGUAAAGGGUAAUUUCAUGACACUGAGUGCCCGACCCAAGACGGUCGAGCAAGGCGAGUGGAUUGCACACCAGGUUGUUGAGCAUUACCGCAACCUGUGGAAUUUUGUUAGAGUUCUCCACGAAAAGGAGGAUGAUGGUACAUCCAUCUGCAACUCUACCAGCUGCCCACGCAUGUCUGCUGGAGCUAACCACUCCUUUACUUGGCUCAACCGUAACAGGGAGCCUGUUGAGCUUCCCGCCAAUGAGUACAUGACUCUUAUGCAGCGAUGGAUUUCUGGUAAAAUUGACGACACCAACAUCUUCCCAACUGACCCUUCUGGUGUCUCGUACGCCCACAACCCCGCCAUCACCACCACACCUUUGUCCCAACUCUCGAACCCUGGCGAGCCCGAGUACAUCGGAAAGCGAUCAGGAUUCCCUGAUAAGUUCGUCGAUAUCUGCCAGAUGAUUUUCCGACAAAUGUUCCGAGUCUAUGCUCACCUCUACUGGGCUCAUUUCACCGAGCCGUUCUACCAUCUCAACCUGGAGAAGCAGCUCAACAGCUGUUUCUCACACUUCGUCCUGACGGCUACGGCUCUGGAUAUGCUCAAGCCCGCUGAGCUGGAGCCCAUGCAGCCUCUGAUCGAUCUUUGGGCCGCCAACGGAACUUUCCCUCCCGAGUCCAAGGCAUAUGAGUAUGCCAACAUCCGCGCCGGCGAGCGUCUUCUGCAGCUUUCCAAUGUCCCCCAAUAA
This is a messenger RNA of Fusarium fujikuroi IMI 58289, 1011 nucleotides long. RefSeq names its product related to MOB2 protein, required for maintenance in ploidy. Gene Ontology annotation, cellular component: cytoplasm; nucleus. The record is from RefSeq and is a predicted model, not a curated record. Gene Ontology annotation, biological process: positive regulation of protein phosphorylation; signal transduction; cell division. The transcript has 5 exons. Lineage: Eukaryota; Fungi; Ascomycota; Sordariomycetes; Hypocreales; Nectriaceae. The coding region runs from base 1 to 1011 and encodes 336 amino acids. Gene Ontology annotation, molecular function: protein kinase activator activity.